GCUGCGGAAUCGACGAGCGUCGGGCUGGCAAGGUCACGAUGCACGACCAGGUGGCAGUCGUGCGGGCGGAGGCCCCCCGGCCAGCCCCGAAGAGGAGGGUGGCGAAGUGGCCCGACCACGCGGGGCCGCCGUGCCACGAGGGGCCGCCCUCGGCCAGCUCCGUGCGAGGUCGAGACGGCACGACGGGAGGAAGCUCAGCAAGGAGAAGGCGGAGAUCAGCAGCAGAGGCAGCAUGCGGCGUCCGGAGGUCGGAGCGCCGCCGGGUGCACGAGCAGCACGGCGAGCCGCUUCUCUGCACAGAGCACGUGCUCCCUUGAGGGGACGUGCGAAGGCUUCUCGACGCCCUCGCCGCGCCAGAUGUCUCCUCGCAGCAGCUACGGCAGGGAAUCGCUCAGCAUGUCGUGUACCCCGCGGCCUGGGGCACUGACGCUCGCGGACGCCGUCAGGCAGCGCUCGUCGUGCGGCUCCCGCAGCUCGCCCCUCGCCUCCGUGGAGUCCAUUGAAGAUUUGGGGUUUGCCCAGUACGUGUCCCACUUCAGCCCAGCUCAGGAACCGCUUGUGCCUCAUCAACGCAGCGACACACAGUUGGUCAUGCACCCGGAAUUGGUGAUGCCCCACGCGCACAUCCAUCUUGCUAUACCUGCAAGGCUCUUGGAAAACAAAGUGUUUACUUUGGAUGUCCUUGGCCUCUCUGGUGCACCUUUAUUAGGUGCAUCUGUGGUUAGCGAGGAGGAUGGAACUCGGACAAUCCGAAUAUCACAGCCAUUCACUGGCAAGAUUCUAGCAUCCUGCAACUCGUCAUUAGAGCUCUUAGGGCCAAAUUCUGAAAGAGUUGGCAACGUUUGUGCAAGCGCGCGCCGUGACAAGGAGUUCUGCCUGAAGGACGCGAGUGGUACUUGUCGCCUUUUCCUCAGGUGGGAAGUCGAGGGCCAAACAAUGAGCAUCUUGAGUUCGGCGCACGGUGAGGGCGCAGCAGACAUCGGCACGCUGGAAUUGAAAGAGCCAGGGAGGCUGCCUCGUCGACACUACGAAAUGGUGGUGCGCCCAGGGGUAGAUGCAGUUCCUCCACUGGCCAGCUUUCUUGCGCUGAUGGUGUUCAUCAACCCGGUGGAAGGUAUCCGACGUGCGGCGCCCCGUUCCCGCCAGGCCACCCCACGUGGCUUGCGAGCCUUCGAGGAACUGUCGUGCAUUUCAGCAAACACCUCAACAGUCUGGCGCUCCCAGGGGGCAUAGGGGAUCUACUUCCACAAGCAGCCAAGCAGUCCAUGAGGACCAGCUGGCGAUGCGGGAGUUCACCAUCAGGAGGCCGCUGUGGCUGAUGCCGCCGUUGGGAUCCACGAUUUUAGGUGUAGUGAAUGCUUGCCGGUUGCAUUUUGAAAUUCGGAGCGAAUCACCACGUCGUGAGUAGUUUUAAGAAUUGCCCGUCAGCAAGAAACGAAACGCUACAGCAUAUCUGAUCGGCUGGUUACGUACGGUGAUUCGCAUCUGUGUCGUUCAGUAUUCAUUUUCUUGUAGUGAUGACUCACUCCAACACCCACUGAACUUGCAGAUAGUAGAAUACUCGCAAAUGUACUUCGAUUUAGGCAGUAGUAUAGGAUUAACUGCCUUGCGAUUGCCGUUGGCAAAGCGCGCUGAUUGCAAUUCGUUCGCAACCUCAAGAGAAGGUUGUCGCAUGGUUGCCAAGGCCCUCGUUCGGAAAUGAGUGCUCACAACCAUGAUCCAGGCAUUCAUGGAACAAGACUGCUUAUCUGGCAUCGGCUGCCGCGCUGGCUCACUUACGAUUUGUUCGCCACUCAGUCGUCCAAGGAUUACCGCUGGAGACAGCGCCACGGGUCCUCCGAAGCCAGAAGGUUCUGUUACCGAGGUGAAGCCGA
Messenger RNA from Prorocentrum cordatum, 1874 nucleotides. NCBI's taxonomy places the organism in Eukaryota, Dinophyceae, Prorocentrales, Prorocentraceae. The record is from the annotation of a GenBank genome assembly.